AUGAGGAUCGAAACGUGUUACUUCUGCUCGCGGCCAUGCUUUCCCAGCAAAGGCAUAUCCUUCGUCCGAAACGACGCCAAACUCUUCCGCUUCUGCCGCAGCAAAUGCCAUAAGAACUUCAAAAUGAAGCGAAACCCGCGCAAGCUCUCCUGGACCAAAGCCUUCCGCCGCGCCCACGGCAAGGAGAUGACCGUCGACACCACCCUGACCUUCGCUGCCCGCCGCAACGUGCCGGUGCGCUACAACCGCGACCUGGUCGCCACCACGCUGCGCGCCAUGUCGCGCGUGAACGAGCUGCGCGCGAAGCGCGAGCGGCAGUUCUACCUGAACCGGAUGAAGGGGAAUAAGAGGCGGGCGUUUGAGGAGGAUCGCGCGCUGGUGGCAGAGAAUCAGCAUCUGCUGCCGCCGAGUCAGAGGGAUCGGGUGGAGACGGCGAUGGAGGUGGAUGCGGUGAAGGAGGGCGAGUGGGCGGGCAUCGAGGCGGAGGAGAUGGAUGUGGAGGAGGAGGAAGUUGUGGUGAAGCAGAAGGGGAAGGAGAAGAAGAAGCAGCGGUUGGUGGUGGGUGGGGGUACUGUGGAGGGAUGA
This is a messenger RNA of Eremomyces bilateralis CBS 781.70, 585 nucleotides long. RefSeq lists its product as uncharacterized. The coding region runs from base 1 to 585 and encodes 194 amino acids. The record is from RefSeq and is a predicted model, not a curated record. The transcript has 4 exons. Gene Ontology annotation, cellular component: nucleolus. NCBI's taxonomy places the organism in Eukaryota, Fungi, Ascomycota, Dothideomycetes, Eremomycetales, Eremomycetaceae. Gene Ontology annotation, biological process: ribosomal large subunit biogenesis.